GCUUGUCUCGUCGCCACGCCUCGCGAGUGCGCGUCCAGGGCAGCGGCGCCGAAACCCGUCGCGCAGCUGGCAGCUGCGUCUUGAAGGAAACGCCGCCCCCGCACCGAACAAGUGUGCUCCGCCAGCCGACGCUGCCUUUUCUCUUUCACAGAACGACGACGAAUCUGCCGACGCUGCCGCGGCACCCGCUGAAUCAAAGCCAGGAAGGAAUCGCACCGUGAAGCAUCGUUUGUGCCUUGACCUUUCAGAACAUCGAAGCGUCGCUACACUGCUGCCUCUUUCUCUACGUGCCUGCACCACGUGACAAGCUUUUCUUCUUCGCUUCAGAGUGAAGCAGAGAAGAUGACUCCCAGGACGGGCUUCUUCAAGUGCUCUCUCCAGAGAGGCACUCGCUAUUCAGCUGUCAUAACACUGUUCUCGACGAGCCUGCUGUUCGUCACCUACAUGAUCUCGCUGUACCGGCAGCAGGGCUUCCUCGAAUCUAUCAACAGGUCCCUGGGAUUCGACGUGACACCCGCUUCGCCAGUCGUGGAGUUCAUGGCCAUGUUGGGCUUCGGCCUGAUCCUGCUCUUCGAGAUGAUGUCCUCCUGGCUAGCCAUCAAGGCAACCACACUGGAAAGUCGCUGGCUCCUGCUACCCUUCAUAGGCCUCACGACUUGCGGCAUCGUGUCGCCAGCACUCAUGUCGGCAGUUAUCGUGCUCUCCUGCCGCCGCUAUCAGACCGUGCCGUUACCCCUCAACACCCUAAUACCGGUUCUGUUCAUCGUCUUGACUAGGACAUACUUCCUGUUGGUGAGUGUGUCCUACUACCGGGAGCUCCAGGAGCGCGAGACGCGCCAAGAGGAGACCCUGCCAUCAGUGGCGUCCCAGGUGCAGCAGCUGCACAUCGACGACCUGCCAGCGCACAAGCGGCUGCCGCCCUUCCUGCUCGACUACCUGCAGAAGCCGCCUCCAUACGAAGGAUACGACGACGAGGCACGCGUACAGGAAGACGCCAAGAGCGGAAUUGGCAUGCGCCUUUACAUGUGAACGCGCAUGUUUGAAGUGCUUGUAGCGGCAUCUCGUCCUUGCCACAAGGACGAGGAGACAGACGAUGACCUUGUAGGCAAAAUUUUGUACAUAGCUCCAAGGUACAGCGCUUGAUCUCAUCGUAUGGCACGCCCAGAACUGUCUUCGAGCAAACCUGCGUCAAAGCAGACUUAGCAUCAGGAUGGAGAAAAUGUCAAAAACAAGAAAGCUCCGCAACUGAGUGCGAUAUUAUACACCGUGUGUUCCAGUUAACGUUAGCUAAGCUGCUCAAAGAAAAAAGAAAAGAAAGAUUAAAAAAUAACGGUGCUAGGCACGAAUUUAAGACCUAGGAUGUUCAGUCGUCAGAGGUCUGAUUACCGAAUACUGUAAUCUUAAAAUCGUGCACUGUUUAAAGCAAAGCUUUACUAACCGCGUCGAGCCGAGUUUCGUCGUCGCCAGCAAUUUGACCUUCAUUUGAGUGCAGCUGUGCCGUAGCCUUGGUAACGCAUCACGUGACUUGCCGCGCCGAGCUCCGCCGUCGCAGCCGGCUUGGCGCAUGCGCUCUCCGCAGCUGGGUCGCCGCCUGACCACGUGACUCGCCGCGCGCCUGACUGAGAAACGCCGCGCUUGCCUAGUCGGCGCGAGCUCGGCCAUGGAUGAGAGCGAGGCCGGGCCUUCUUCUCUGAGCAUUGCGUGGGACUGGGAAGCUUUGAGCCUGGUGAACUGCUUCACUGGAAAGGGUCCGGAAUGCAGCAGCCGUCGCACCGCCGAGAUAAAUCUAGAGACCGCGUUCGCACCCUGCCCGUUUGUGCUUCGACUGCACCGUGGCUUCGACGCCGCGCGUGUUCGCGGCGUCUCUUUGCAUGUCUAGCAUUUGCGCUUUCCCUGUGGCACAACAGGCGUCGCGCCGUCUAACGAUGCGUGUCUACCCAAGCCUAAUCACAGUCAUGUCUGGCCACCGACCUAGGCUCAGCCGUCAUACCUGGCUUAACGAUGAUUGUAUACCUAAGUAUAUUAAUUGCAGCUAAAUUAAAGGUUAACCAAGUGAAACCAAGACUUAACGAGGCUAAACCAAGCUUUCGCUUUGCAUACCCAGGGUUAGCUGAGCUAAGCCGCAGUCAAUUUAUUUACAUAUUUUUUAAACAGCUUGGUUAACGAUAGUUGGAACAUAUUAUAUAUAGGUGAAGUGCAUAUGUGGGCUCAUAAGUACAUUUCGUUCGGUAAAGAUGGUGCCCUGUGGAAAGUAGCAGCAAAAGAGAGCACCCGGGAGAAGUUCGUAAUUUGAAAAACCCUCCUGCAGUACUUUGCUUGACAUCGUCAAACUAUGGUAAUUCCUGUCACCGCAGCUACAAUAUGCACUGCGUACAAGUGCAGAACGCGGAACAGAACACUAUAUUUACGUGCAUACGUGUUUUUGCCCGCAUGAAUUUGGUUCAGGUUUGCUCGAAGAAUUUUGGGUUCGCACAGACGCAUCUGGCUGUGUUUAUCGCCUGACUCAAUUGAGCACUGACGACAGCACAAUUCGUCAUUUACGCGUUUUGUCUUCUUGUAUGUCUUCCUAUAUAUAUGUGGUAUAAACUUUUUUAAAACAGGGUUGAAGUACCUCAGACAGGCUGGCCAACGUUUCGAUAGGUGGAC
Dermacentor albipictus is the source of this 2646-nucleotide messenger RNA. RefSeq lists its product as uncharacterized. The record is from RefSeq and is a predicted model, not a curated record. NCBI's taxonomy places the organism in Eukaryota, Metazoa, Arthropoda, Arachnida, Ixodida, Ixodidae.